This is a messenger RNA of Nothobranchius furzeri (turquoise killifish), 2146 nucleotides long. RefSeq names its product cellular communication network factor 2a (gene ccn2a). The record is from RefSeq and is a predicted model, not a curated record. Gene Ontology annotation, biological process: cell adhesion; signal transduction. NCBI's taxonomy places the organism in Eukaryota, Metazoa, Chordata, Actinopteri, Cyprinodontiformes, Nothobranchiidae. Gene Ontology annotation, cellular component: extracellular region; extracellular matrix. Gene Ontology annotation, molecular function: heparin binding; integrin binding.
AUAAAGGGAGCCGGGCUGUGCAGUCAGAACUCAGAUCAACUCCUCUACUGAAGCUAAACUCUAGCUUUCACAAGAAGAACGCAAAAGAAGACAGACUGACAAGAGAUCAACUCGAUCGGAAGACGUUUACGAGCUCAAACGCUGAGACUAAAGGAAGACUUUCUCCACGAAGACUUUGGAAGAAUCUGACUUGAUCACUGAAAACGAGAAAAGAUGUUUGCUGGAGUGAAGAAAAUGGUGAUUCUCCCUGUGUUGUGCGUCAUGUUUUCAUGCAUGGCUGCAGGUCAGGACUGCAGCGGACAGUGUUCCUGCCCCUCCACUCCACCUCAGUGCCCCCCAGGAGUGAGCCUGGUGUUGGACGGUUGUGGCUGCUGCAGGGUGUGCGCCAAACAAAUGGGGGAGCUCUGCACCGAGAGAGACGUCUGCGACCCACACAAAGACCUUUACUGUGACUUUGGAGCCCCAAUCAACAGACGUAUUGGAGUGUGCACAGCUCGAGAGGGAGCCACUUGUGUGUUUGGAGGCAUGGUGUACAAAAGUGGGGAGUCAUUCCAGAGCAGCUGCAAGUACCAAUGUACCUGUCUGGAUGGAGCCAUGGGCUGUGUCCCACUCUGCUCCAUGGACAUCCGCCUGCCCAGUCCGGACUGCCCAAUGCCAAGGCGCGUCAAAGUGCCAGGGAAGUGCUGCGAGGAGUGGGAGUGUGACUCUUCCUUUACAACCAGCAUGGGCUCUGUUCUGGCUGCCUACAGAGAGGAGGAGACUUAUGGUCCAGAUCCCAACAUGAGGAGGGAGAACUGCCUGGUGCAGACUACUGAAUGGAGUGCCUGCUCCAGAACAUGUGGCCUUGGGAUUUCCACGAGAGUCACCAACGAUAACCGUGAAUGCCGCCUAGAAAAACAGACCCGGCUGUGUAUGGUGCGACCAUGUGAGUCACAGCUGGAACAAAGCAUCAGGAAAGGAAAGAAGUGCAUCCGCACACCCAGAGUCUCCAAGCCCAUGAAGUUCGAGAUCUCCGGCUGCACCACAACCAAGUCCUACAGGCCAAAGUUCUGCGGCGUCUGCCUGGACGGCCGCUGCUGCACCCCACACAGAACCACCACCCUGCCCAUGGAGUUCAAAUGCCCCAACGGGGAGGUCAUGAAGAAGCACAUGAUGUUCAUCAAGUCCUGCGCCUGCCACUAUAACUGCCCCGGGGAGAACGACAUCUUCGAAUCGAUGUAUUACAAGAAGAUGUACGGCGACAUGGCGUGAGCUAAAGAUCGACGACCAAACCUUGUGACUUGAAAGAAAAAAACAACAAACAGAACUCCAUCUCAACUUGCAGCUCAGUAUAUAAUUUUUAUAAAAAUAUAUAUAUUUUGUCAUUUCCUCAUUGUAAACGAAGCCCAGACACUUGUCUUUGUGUCUGUGAGUGAUGUAUGGCUCAGACAGAGGGUUGCCUAGCAACUCCAAAAGAUUUCUGCACUAUAACUUUUUAUUUUAUUUUUAUGACAAGCCUACUGUCUGGUUUCCGUCCUGAAAUUCUUUAUUUUUUUUAAAUUCGCCCAGUUUUCUGUUAUAUUUUAACGCUGACCUCCUCUUUAGAUGAGAUGUCUAAUUAGCCCCCCCCCCCCCCAAACCCGAGUCCAAGACCAGCGCAAGCUAGUAAACAGCUCUGAAUGGGUCCUGUGUGUUUGAACGUGUGUGAGCCUUGUCCAGGUGUGUGUGCGGGUGUGUACAGACUAGAGCAAAGGUCAGAGCUUCAGCCCAACAUGUGGACAAGAACCCAGCUGAGUUUGGGGUUUGAUGUGAAACCCAGCUGCAAAGGCACUGAGGACAGAAGGAAAUAAAACUCAUUACAGGUUCAGGUCAGAAGAAAGAAACCAAACAUCUUUAAAAAAUAAGAUGCUAAUUUGUACAAAAACCUGAAGAACAGACUGGAAGAAUUGUACUUUCAUUCCUUUUUUGAUUGUUCAUAUGUAAAUACUGUAUAUAUUUGUACAGUUUAAGUUAAUUUAAAAAGCUGAAAUUGUUCUGUGCUUCAAAAUCUAUUAAUAUUGUUUUUAUUUCAACUUUAUUUUGUACUGUUUUGUUGAGAAGUGUGACGAAAAUGUUACAUGUUUCACUGUGUAGCUGGAAAUAAAAUCCUAUUUUUUUAUACAAAUGA